GAGCGGGACUGUAGCGCCAGGGGCCUUCCGGAAAGAGGAGCGCGAGCUCGGCGAUGGCGGCUGCGCCGGCCCUGAAGCACUGGCGCACCACAGUGGAACGGGUGGAGAAGUUCGUGUCGCCACUCUACUUUACCGACUGUAACCUCCGCGGCAGGCUUUUUGGGGCCAGCUGCCCUGUGGCUGCGCUCUCCAGCUUCCUGACGCCAGAUAGGCUUCCCUACCAGGAGGCAGUCCAGCGGGACUUCCGCCCAGCACAGGUCGGCUGCAGCUUCGGACCCACAUGGUGGACCUGCUGGUUCCGGGUGGAACUGACCAUCCCAGAGGCAUGGGUAGGCCAGGAAGUUCACCUUUGCUGGGAAAGUGAUGGAGAAGGUCUGGUGUGGCGUGAUGGGGAACCUGUCCAGGGUUUAACCAAAGAGGGUAAGAAGACCAGCUAUGUCCUGACUGACAGGCUGGGGGAAAGAGACCCCCGAAGCCUCACCCUCUAUGUGGAAGUAGCCUGCAAUGGGCUCCUGGGGGCCGGGAAGGGAAGCAUCAUUGCAGCCCCUGAUCCUGAGAAGAUGUUCCAGCUGAGCCGGGCUGAGCUGGCUGUGUUCCACCGAGAUGUCCACAUGCUCCUGGUGGAUCUGGAGCUGCUGCUGGGCAUAGCCAAGGGCCUCGGGAAGGACAACCAGCGCAGCUUUCAGGCCCUGUACACAGCCAACCAGAUGGUGAACGUCUGUGACCCUGCCCAGCCCGAGACCUUCCCAGUGGCCCAGGCCCUGGCCUCCAGGUUCUUUGGCCAACGUGGAGGUGAAAGCCAACACACCAUUCAUGCCACAGGGCACUGCCACAUUGAUACAGCCUGGCUUUGGCCCUUCAAAGAGACCAUGAGGAAAUGUGCCCGGAGCUGGGUGACCGCCCUGCAGCUCAUGGAGCGAAACCCUGAGUUCAUCUUUGCCUGCUCCCAGGCGCAGCAGCUGGAGUGGGUGAAGAACCGCUACCCUGGCCUGCACUCCCGCCUCCAGGAGUUUGCGCGCCGUGGGCAGUUUGUGCCUGUGGGGGGCACCUGGGUGGAGAUGGAUGGGAACCUGCCCAGUGGAGAGGCCAUGGUGAGGCAGUUUUUGCAGGGCCAGAACUUCUUUCUGCAGGAGUUUGGGAAGAUGUGCUCCGAGCAGUUCUGGCUGCCGGACACCUUUGGCUACUCAGCACAGCUUCCCCAGAUCAUGCACGGCUGUGGCAUCAGGCGCUUUCUCACCCAGAAAUUGAGCUGGAAUUUGGUGAAUUCCUUCCCACACCAUACUUUUUUCUGGGAGGGGCUGGAUGGCUCCCGCGUACUGGUCCACUUCCCACCUGGCGACUCCUAUGGGAUGCAGGGCAGCGUGGAGGAGGUGCUGAAGACUGUGGCCAACAACCGGGACAAGGGGCGGGCCAACCACAGUGCCUUCCUCUUUGGCUUUGGGGAUGGGGGUGGUGGUCCCACCCAGACCAUGCUGGACCGCCUGAAGCGCCUGAGCAAUACGGAUGGGCUGCCCAGGGUGCAGCUAUCUUCUCCAAGGCAGCUCUUCUCGGCACUGGAGAGUGACUCGGGGCAGCUGUGCACAUGGGUUGGGGAGCUCUUCUUGGAGCUGCACAAUGGCACAUACACCACCCAUGCCCAGAUCAAGAAGGGGAACCGAGAAUGUGAGCGAAUCCUGCACGAUGUGGAGCUGCUCAGUAGCCUGGCCCUGGCCCGCAGUGCCCAGUUCCUAUACCCAGCAGCCCAGCUGCAGCACCUCUGGAGGCUCCUGCUUCUGAACCAGUUCCAUGAUGUGGUGACUGGAAGCUGCAUCCAGAUAGUUGCAGAGGAAGCCAUGUGCCACUACGAAGACAUCCGUUCCCAUGGCAAUACACUGCUCAGCACCGCAGCCGCAGCCCUGUGUGCUGGGGAGCCAGGUCCCGAGGGCCUCCUCAUCGUCAACACGCUGCCCUGGAAGCGGACCGAAGUGAUGGCCCUGCCCAAGCCGGGUGGGGCCCACAGCCUAGCCCUGGUGACGGUGCCCAGCAUGGGCUAUGCUCCUGUUCCUCCCCCCACCUCACUGCAGCCCCUGCUGCCCCAGCAGCCUGUGUUCGUACUGCAAGAGACUGAUGGCUCCGUGACUCUGGACAAUGGCAUCAUCCGAGUGAAGCUGGACCCGACUGGCCGCCUGACAUCCUUGGUCCUGGUGGCCUCUGGCAGGGAGGCCAUUGCUGAGGGUGCCGUGGGGAACCAGUUUGUGCUGUUUGAUGAUGUCCCCUUGUACUGGGAUGCAUGGGACGUCAUGGACUACCACCUGGAGACACGGAAGCCUGUGCUGGGCCAGGCAGGGACCCUGGCAGUGGGCACCGAGGGUGGCCUGCGGGGCAGCGCCUGGUUCUUGCUGCAGAUUAGCCCCAACAGUCGACUUAGCCAGGAGGUUGUGCUGGAUGUUGGCUGCCCCUAUGUCCGCUUCCACACCGAGGUACACUGGCAUGAGGCCCACAAGUUCCUGAAGGUGGAGUUCCCUGCUCGCGUGCGGAGUUCCCAGGCUACCUAUGAGAUCCAGUUUGGGCACCUGCAGCGACCUACCCACUACAAUACUUCUUGGGACUGGGCUCGAUUUGAGGUGUGGGCCCACCGCUGGAUGGAUCUGUCAGAACACGGCUUUGGACUGGCCCUGCUCAACGACUGCAAGUAUGGCGCAUCAGUGCAAGGCAGCGUCCUCAGCCUCUCGCUCUUGCGGGCGCCUAAAGCCCCGGACGCUACUGCUGACAUGGGGCGCCACGAGUUCACCUAUGCGCUGAUGCCCCACAAGGGCUCUUUCCAGGAUGCUGGCGUUAUCCAAGCUGCUUACAGCCUAAACUUCCCCCUAUUGGCUCUGCCAGCCCCCAGCCCAGCGCCCGCCACCUCCUGGAGUGCCUUUUCCCUGUCUUCACCCGCGGUCGUACUGGAGACUGUCAAGCAGGCGGAGAGCAGCCCCCAGCGCCGCUCGCUGGUCCUGAGGCUGUAUGAAGCCCAUGGCAGCCACGUGGACUGCUGGCUGCACUUGUCGCUGCCGGUUCAGGAGGCCAUCCUCUGCGACCUCUUGGAGCGACCAGACCCUGCUGGCCACUUGCCCCUUCGGGACAGCCGCCUGAAGCUCACCUUUUCUCCCUUCCAAGUGCUGUCCCUGUUGCUCGUGCUUCAGCCUCCACCACACUGAGUCCCUGGGGCUGGGGUUUUGUUUGUGGAAGGUUCUGGGGACUCCUAAUUUCUGUUUCCCCAGCCUAAAGCAGGGAUCAGUCUCUUCUUGUGGAAUAAAUCCUUGGAUCAGGAA
Macaca mulatta (Rhesus monkey) is the source of this 3293-nucleotide messenger RNA. NCBI's taxonomy places the organism in Eukaryota, Metazoa, Chordata, Mammalia, Primates, Cercopithecidae. The record is from RefSeq and is a predicted model, not a curated record.